AUGAUUAAUGUAAUAUCUUAUAAAUUUAAGAAAAAACCACCUAAUUUGAAGCAUGAUUUAGAGGGAAAUGAAGCGGGAUGGGAUGAGUUUAUUAAAUAUAUGGAAAGCUUAAAAAAAUCUACUACUCCUUCGUUUGAGAACUAUGGAUAUAGCUCUGAUAUAUGUAUCGAAAAUUAUACAGGUUAUAAAAAUUCAUUGGAAGAAAAUAUUGAUGACGUUAUAAAAAUGAGAGAAUGGAAUGAUAAUAUGGAAUUUUGUAUGCAUCCUAUUUGUAAAGAGUCGUCUUCCGAUAUUGAUAAUUGUUCUAUAGAAUCAGAUAGCGUAUUUAAUUUUGAUAAAUAUAGGGUAAUUGAAAAUAAUAUAUACUCCAAUAAUGCAAAUACCAAGAGGAAAAAAAUUAGAGAUAAAGACAAUAAUUAUAUAGAUAAUGAAAAUGUGGAUAUUAAGGAAUUAAUGAAAAAAAAUAAAAUAAAUAUCGAGGGAUUUAAUAAGAGGGGGAAUAAAAAAAUGUAUGCUAAUAUGCACAAACAUUAUUUAAAUAUGAAAAAAGGUAUGAAUAAUAUAAUAAGUAAUGAUGGCAAUUAUUUAGGUGAUAAUAAAAAGGCUAUACGCAAAUCUUUAAUGAAGUUACGUGAAAAUUUUGUAGAAAAGAAAAAGGAUAUAUCUAAAUCAUGUUUAAAUGAUCAAAGUAUAAACAACAAUACAGAUGAUAGUGGGAGUAAUGAUAAUUUAUCUUACAAUGGAAAUGAAAAUGCAAUGGAAAAUGUUUCACAUUAUGAUAAAAAAAAUUGGAAAUAUAAUAAAAAAGGGUAUAUAGCAAAACAUAAAAUUUUAAAUAACGAUAAAUCUUCAUUAAAGCAGAAAUCUAAGAAUACAUUGACAUAUUAUAAUGAGGAAACUGAUAAAGAUUCUGAUAGCAGUGUCGACAGUGAUAUAAGCCAUAACAAUAAAAUGGGGACGUAUAAUAGGACAUUAAAUAAUAAUAAUAACAAUAAUUAUCGUGUUUAUUCAGCCAUGGUUAAUAAUGGGCAUAAUAAAAAUAUAAGAAAUAAAAACAAUGAUAAAAGUAAAAAAGGAAAAAAGAAAAAGCCCAAAUCGAAAGAUAAAAUGGAAAUUGAUGGAUCUUAUGCAUAUAAUUAUGCAUACAUAAGUAGUAAUGAGUCGGCACCAUCUAGCUCAAGGGAAGGAAUAAAUGACACUAUAAUGAAUUUGGAUGAAGAAACAAAAAAUUAUAAUUUUAGCAGCUUUAUGUAA
Molecule: messenger RNA, 1254 nt
Organism: Plasmodium vinckei vinckei
Lineage: Eukaryota; Apicomplexa; Aconoidasida; Haemosporida; Plasmodiidae
Product: conserved Plasmodium protein, unknown function
Exons: 2
Coding region: 1-1254 (417 amino acids)
Source: RefSeq, a predicted model, not a curated record